This is a messenger RNA of Durio zibethinus, 1314 nucleotides long. RefSeq lists its product as uncharacterized. The record is from RefSeq and is a predicted model, not a curated record. Lineage: Eukaryota; Viridiplantae; Streptophyta; Magnoliopsida; Malvales; Malvaceae. Gene Ontology annotation, cellular component: chloroplast stroma.
GAUAGCUGAAAAUCCACCCAAUCCAACGGCCGUUAUUCCCAUCACUAAAUCGACCAUAACUGAAAACGUACGAACAUGUUUAAAAAGUAAUAUUCUAACGGAUAAGACACCGUCGGCACGCCUUCAAAUAACCCCACAAAAAACCAGAAGCAGAAAGAGCUUCUACGAAACAGCCACUAGCAAUGGCCACUCUCUCAAUGGGUAUCGCCGUCUCCGCUACCGCCGCCUUGCGUUCGACGACAAUAAAACGAACGCACUUCAGGUUCAAAGUCUCCUGCGUCCAAUGGGACCCUGAAGGUAUACUUGGAGCGCCGCAAACAGGACACCUGGCUCGUCUCGAGUUUAAAAGACGGCUAGAGAGAGACGCAGAGGCUCGAGAAGCAUUUGAGCAGCAUUUACGCCAAGAAAAAGAGCGUCGCCAAGCUCUUCGCCAAUCCAGGGAAAUACCCGAUACUCCAGGGGAGUUGAUUGAAUAUUUUCUUGACACUGAAGCUCAGGAGAUUGAGUUUGAGAUUGCAAGAUUAAGGCAGCGAUUGAAUGAGGAAUUUUUCUCCCACCUCAAAUUUGAGAUAGGGCAGAUUCGGUUUGCUGUUUCAAAGACCGAGGAUAUGGAGGACAGAUUGAUUGAGUUGGAGGCAUUACAGAAGGCCUUACAAGAAGGCACAGAAGCAUUUGAUAAAAUGCAAGCAGACCUAAUAACUGCAAAGCAAAGCCUUACCAAAAUUUUGACAUCAAAGGAUAUAAAAACAACUUUGUUCGAGAUGGUGGAACGCAAUGAACUAAAUAGAUCCUUAUUGACACUUCUUGAUGAAAACAUAGCAAAUGCACACAUGGGUAACCAGCAUCUCUCUUCAAAAAGGAAAAUCGACUCUUUGGCCUUCUUUUGUGUCUUUAUUCAACAAGAAGAGUGUUGCAUCCCCUCUUUAUAACCUCUAUAAAAUAUCUGAAAUGAUAUUUCUUAAGUUUUCUUGAAAACCUAACUGAAUUAAGAUUAGCACUUGUAGUUAUUUGUUUGAUGAGUAGCCAACUACAUAGACCAGAGUUGUUCAUGCAAAACAUUCAUGCAAUCAGCGUUCUUUUAUUUUCUCUAUAUAUCUGUUAUUUUAUAUCCAUUUGUCUCAUGACUCUCAUUCAAUGUGUUUUCAGUUGAUAUCUUCUGUUGCUUUGGUGUGACCUCUUAGCAACCGUGAAAAUUUUAAUUGGGCUUCUCCUAAAACUUUGAUAAAAAAUGUGCACCAUGUAUUUAUAAUCUAUUACCAUGCUAGUAACUGCUUCGAACUCAGACUGAACUCCUAUAAUUUAGGUCAAUCGUUU